AUGUUGAACUUCUUUGUGGCCAUGAUAAUGGACAAUUUUGAGUACCUUACACGGGACUCUUCCGUCCUAGGGCCUCACCACCUGGAUGAGUUCUUCCGGGUCUGGGCUGAGUAUGACCUGGCCGCGUGCGGAUACUUGAGUAGUUAUUCAGGGAAUGCUCUCUUCAAGGCCAACACAGGACAUGGAGGGGCCAAGAGACCUAGCUGCUGGGAAGGCACGGGCCUGCUCAUCGCCUCGCUCAUGGUGACCGUUUUUCUGGCCUCGAAGAGUCCUGUCAUUUUGCUAAUGCGUCAGCACAUCGGCCCUGCAGUGCCCAGUCUGAUUCUGGCUCCGGGAAAUGAGGGGAUAGACAACCUUUUUGACAGAAGCUGUUUUUGUUCUGGGCUCAGGAUUGCACUCGGCUUCUCUAUCCCAUUAGCACCUGAUGAGGGUGGAGGUAUCCAGGCUUUUGGGUCUGAGUCUGGGAUGUUGAACCACUUUGUGGCCGUGAUCACGGGCAAUUUUGAGUAUGUUACACGGGAGUCUUCCAUCCUAGGGCCUCACCACCUGGACGAGUUCAUCUGGGUUUGGGCUGAGUAUGACCCGGCCACAUGUGGGCUCAUCAGUUACAAUGACAUGUUUGAGAUGCUGAAACACAUGUCCCCAUCCCUGGGGCUGGGGAAGAAAUGCCCUGCUCGAGUUUCAUACAAGCGCCUGGUUCGCAUGAACAUGCCCAUCUCCAAUGAGGACAUGACCGUCCACUUCACGUCCACGCUGAUGGCCCUCAUUCGGACUGCACUGGAGAUCAAGCUGGCUCCAGUGAAUGGGAGCUCCUUGUUGUCAACAUCCGGUGCUAGCACCCCUGGCCGUGGUGGGCGGAGGCAGCUCCCCCAGACUCCGCUGACCCCCUGUCCCAGUGUCAACUACAGGACGGCCAACUCUUCGCCUGUCCACUUGCUGGGGCACAGACCUGCCUCCCCACCUUUUCCCCAGGCCGACUUAGCCAUGGCCUUUCCGAACACAACGUUCUGCUCCAGAGAGACCCCCUCAGCCAGCCCCUGGUCGCCGGCUCUAGGAUCGGCUCUGACCCUUCUUGGGGCAGCGUCUGGACAGUGA
Odobenus rosmarus divergens (Pacific walrus) is the source of this 1095-nucleotide messenger RNA. RefSeq names its product voltage-dependent N-type calcium channel subunit alpha-1B-like. Gene Ontology annotation, cellular component: voltage-gated calcium channel complex; neuronal cell body. Gene Ontology annotation, molecular function: high voltage-gated calcium channel activity. NCBI's taxonomy places the organism in Eukaryota, Metazoa, Chordata, Mammalia, Carnivora, Odobenidae. Gene Ontology annotation, biological process: chemical synaptic transmission; calcium ion import across plasma membrane. The transcript is spliced from 8 exons. The annotation marks the transcript as partial. The record is from RefSeq and is a predicted model, not a curated record.